UCUCCCUCUCUCUCGCCCCUCCUCCCAGCACCAACUACCCGUUCGGGAGCUCUCUUCAGUCAGUCCUGGGCGCUUAACUCCCUUCCCCUUCGUUCCUCUCCGGGAGCUCCUGCAGCCCCUCCAAGCCGGAGCUCCGGGACGGGCGGCGGGGGCGCGGAGGAGGACGCUAGGCCGAGGCCGGGAUGAUGGAGGGGACUCCACCUCGGACCGGGCUGAACCGGGGACAGCUACAGUGCCGUAACCUGCAGGAAUUUUUGAGGGGUUUGAGUCCUGGAGUACUAGAUCGACUUUAUGGUCACCCAGCCACCUGCCUGGCUGUCUUUAGGGAGCUCCCAUCCUUAGCUAAGAACUGGGUUAUGCGGAUGUUGUUUCUGGAGCAGCCAUUGCCCCAAGCAGCUGUAGCCCUGUGGGUGAAGAAGGAAUUUAGCAAAGCCCAAGAGGAAAGCACAGGACUGUUGAGUGGUCUCCGUAUCUGGCACACCCAGUUGCUCCCUGGUGGCCUCCAGGGCCUUAUCCUCAACCCUGUCUUCAGACAAAAUCUUCGUGUUGCUCUCCUGGGAGGGGGGAAGGCUUGGUCAGAUGACACAAGUCAACUUGGCCCAGACAAACAUGCCCGGGAUGUGCCAUCACUGGACAAGUAUGCAGAGGAAAGAUGGGAGGUGAUCCUGCACUUCAUGGUUGGCUCCCCGAGUGCGGCCGUCAGCCAGGACCUGGCCCAGCUACUCAGCCAGGCCGGGCUUAUGAAGAGUUCUGAGCCUGGAGAGCCACCCUGUAUUACCUCUGCUGGUUUCCAGUUCUUGCUGUUAGACACACCUGCCCAGCUUUGGUAUUUUAUGCUGCAGUAUCUGCAGACAGCUCAGAGCCGAGGCAUGGACCUGGUUGAGAUCCUGUCCUUCCUCUUCCAGCUCAGCUUCUCUACUCUUGGCAAGGAUUAUUCUGUGGAGGGCAUGAGUGAUUCCCUUCUUAACUUUUUGCAACAUCUACGAGAGUUUGGGCUGGUGUUCCAAAGGAAGAGAAAGUCUCGACGCUAUUAUCCAACCCGAUUGGCCAUCAACUUGUCAUCAGGUGUUACUGGUGCUGGAGGUACUGCUCAUCAGCCGGGCUUCAUCGUUGUGGAAACCAACUACCGGCUGUAUGCCUAUACUGAGUCAGAACUUCAGAUUGCACUCAUUGCCCUCUUCUCUGAGAUGCUCUAUCGAUUCCCCAAUAUGGUGGUAGCCCAGGUCACUCGGGAGAGUGUGCAGCAGGCCAUUGCUAAUGGUAUCACAGCCCAGCAGAUCAUCCACUUCCUGAAGACAAGAGCACAUCCGGUGAUGCUGAAACAGACUCCUGUACUGCCUCCCACCAUCACAGACCAGAUCCGACUCUGGGAGUUGGAGAGAGACCGGCUUCGAUUCUCUGAGGGCGUCCUCUACAACCAGUUCCUGUCCCAGGUGGACUUUGAGCUGCUGCUGUCGCACGCCCGGGAGCUGGGUGUGCUGGUCUUCGAGAACACAGCCAAGCGGCUCAUGGUGGUGACCCCCGCAGGGCACAGUGACGUCAAGCGGUUCUGGAAGAGGCAGAAGCACAACUGCGAGGAAACGGAGGGUGCGGUGCGGCCCGGCCCGGAGCCGAGCGGGGCACGCAGGAAGGCCGGGGGCGGCCGGGCCGGGAGCGCCAUGCCCCUGGCUACCCGGGGAAGGGGUGGUAGCCUCACGCCCACCGCGCUCAGAAUGCCUGGCUUCCGGCGUGGGGCUCCUGGAAGCGCAUGCGCCGUUAUGGGCGCGCUGGAGGGGGCGAGGGCUCUGGGUGCGCACGCGCACCUUCUAGUAUUUGCUUGCAGCCUUCAUCAUUUUCCCAGCCGAGUUCCAUUUCCAAUUUCCGCCUGGCACCCGGGCCGGGAGUGGGCAGGUCUGUUGGGUGGCCAGUCCUGCUCGGGGCCUCUCGGUACCCUCGUGUCCUGUGGACUUCCGGGGGAGGCAGGCCUGAGGCUGUACGGAGCCGACAGAGAAGCGAAGAGAUCCUGGUCCCCUGCCCACCCAGCUUCAAUGUCCCACUUGUCUUUGGCCCCUCUUCGGACCAAGUUUUGGGGACUGAAACACCCCCAGAGUAUCUCCUGGCCCCACUCUUUCUCCACUAAACCCUAUCCUCAUGGACUCUCUGUCCCCCAAAGGAAUCGGGAACAGAAACAGAAACGACUUCGAGAAAAGCAGGGGGCUUUGGAGGCAGAGACAGCAAAGAAGAGCAAGCUACCAACAAGGCCUAGUAAAAGCUGGACUGCUAAAGAGAUAGUAUUGUAUGAAAUCCCUACAGAACCUGGUGAAAAAAAAGAUGUCACAGGACCCUUGCCUCCUACAUACAGUCCCCGAUAUGUUGAGGCUGCCUGGUACCCUUGGUGGGUUCAAGAGGGGUUCUUCAAACCAGAAUAUCAGUCCCAGCUGCCUCAGGCCACGGGGGAGACUUUCUCCAUGUGUAUCCCACCCCCCAAUGUCACUGGCUCCCUGCACCUUGGCCACGCUCUCACUGUGUCCAUACAGGAUGCCCUUGUGCGCUGGCAUAGGAUGCGAGGGGACCAGGUACUGUGGAUCCCAGGUUCAGAUCAUGCUGGCAUUGCUACUCAGGCUGUGGUGGAGAAGCAGCUAUGGAAGGAGCAGGGAAUAAGGAGACAUGAACUGAGCCGAGAGGAUUUUCUAAAGGAAGUAUGGAGGUGGAAGGAAGAAAAGGGUGUUGAGAUCUAUGAGCAGCUACAAGCUUUGGGGGCCUCUUUGGACUGGGAUCGAGAAUGUUUCACCAUGGAUGCUCGUUCGUCAUUGGCAGUGACGGAGGCCUUUGUCCGUCUGUAUGAAGCUGGGCUGUUAUACCGGGACCAGCAGAUUGUCAAUUGGUCAUGUGCUUUGAGGUCAGCCAUCUCAGAUAUUGAAGUAGAGGGAUGGCCCCUGCCUGGCCGAACAGAAUUCUGCCCUCCAGGCUGUCCCUACCCUGUCUCCUUCGGCCUCCUCGUUUCUGUUGCCUUCCCAGUAGAUGGGGACCCUGACACAGAGAUUGUAGUGGGGACUACACGGCCGGAGACUUUACCUGGUGAUGUAGCUGUGGCUGUUCAUCCUGAUGACCCCCGAUACAUACACCUCCAGGGGCGCCAACUCCGUCAUCCACUAAGUGGAAAGCUCCUUCCCCUCAUCACUGACCCUGCAGUCCAACCUGACCUGGGCACAGGUGCAGUGAAAGUGACCCCUGCUCACAGCCUUGUUGAUGCUGAGAUUGGGGCACGACACAAACUGGUCCCUGUGAAUGUCAUUGGAGAGGAUGGGACCAUGGUCUCUCCCUGUGGGGAUUGGCUGCAGGGCCUUCACCGAUUUGUGGCCCGUGAAAAGAUUGUGUCUGCACUUAAGGAACAAGGGCACUUUCGUGGCAUUCGAGACCAUCCUAUGGUACUCCCUAUCUGCAGCCGUUCUGGAGAUGUGGUGGAAUAUCUUCUGAAAAACCAGUGGUUUGUGCGAUGCCAGAAAAUGGGGGAACAAGCUGCCCAGGCUGUGGAAUCAGGGGCCCUGUGUCUUAACCCUCCCUUCCAUCAGAAGAAUUGGCAGCAUUGGUUUUCUAAUAUCAGUGAUUGGUGUGUUUCCCGGCAACUGUGGUGGGGACAUCAGAUCCCAGCCUACCGAGUUGUUGGAAAGGAGGGAGACAGUGAGGAAUGUUGGGUGGUAGGUCGAUCAGAGGCAGAGGCCAGAAAGGCAGCUGCAGAACUCACAGGGAGACCAGAGAAGGAGCUUACUUUGGAGAGGGACCCUGAUGUUUUAGACACCUGGUUCUCAUCUGCACUUUUUCCCUUCUCUACUCUGGGCUGGCCCCAAAAGACUCCAGACUUGGCUCAGUUCUACCCCUUGUCCUUGUUGGAGACAGGCAGUGACCUUCUGAUGUUCUGGGUGGGCCGAAUGGUCAUGCUAGGGACACAGCUCACUGGACAAAUUCCAUUUCCCCAGGUGCUUCUUCACUCCAUGGUUCGGGAUGGGCAGGGCCGCAAGAUGAGCAAAUCUCUGGGGAAUGUGCUCGAUCCCAGGGAUGUUAUCAGAGGGGCAGAGCUACAGGUGCUACAGGAGAAGCUGAAAGAGGGAAACUUGGAUCCCAGGGAGCUACAGAUUGCUGCUGCUGGACAGAGAAAGGAAUUCCCUCAAGGAAUCCCUGAGUGUGGUACGGAUGCCCUGAGGUUCAUCCUGUGUUCUCAUGGAACACAAGGGGAUGACAUAAACCUGUCUGUCUCUGAGGUCCUGAGCUCCCGCCAUUUCUGCAACAAGAUCUGGAAUGCCAUGCGAUUCAUCCUCAGUGCUUUGGGAGACAGAUUUAUACCCCAUCCCACUGAAGAACUGUCUCCCUCAUCUGCCAUGGAUGCCUGGGUCCUCAGCUGCCUGGCCCUCACUGUAGGGGAAUGUGAGCGAGGCUUCCUGGCACAAGAGCUCUCUCUCAUCACUCAUGCUUUGCACCACUUUUGGCUCCAUAAACUCUGUGAUGUUUACUUGGAGUCAGUGAAACCUGUGUUGUCAAGGUCACCCCAAGCCCCUGGACCAUUGCAGACCCUGUACUCCUGUGCAGAUGUUGGGCUUCGUCUCCUUGCCCCACUCAUGCCCUUUCUGGCUGAAGAGCUUUGGCAGCGAUUGCCUCGCCAACCAGAUUGUACGCCAGCUCGAAGCAUCUGUGUUGCCUCCUACCCCAGUGCCCAAAAUCUGGAGCAUUGGUGUCAGCCAGAACUGGAACAGCGAUUUUCUCAGGUUCAAGAGGCUGUGAAAACACUAAGGGGCCUCCGAGCCAUGUACCAGCUCAGCAAGGCCCGGCCCCGAGUGUUAUUGCAAUGUUCAGAGCCCAAAGAGCAGUGUCUCUAUGAAGAGUUCCUGGAGCCACUGGGCACCCUGGCCCAUUGUGGGGCUGUGAGCUUCCUGCCCUACAAUAAGGCAUCCCCCCAAGGCUGGGCCCAGGCCUCACUCAACAGUACCACCCAGGUCUACAUGGAGCUGCAGGGCCUGGUGGACCCUCACCUCCAUCUUCCAGUCCUGCUUGCCAGAAGACAGAAACUCCAGGGACAACUUGAUAGCCUUACAUCCCGGACCCCAGUUGAGGGGAGUGAAAUGAUGCAGAGAGAGCGUAAGGUCUCUUCCCUCCUCUUGGAGCUAUCAAAGUUGGACCAGGCAACCUCUCACCUCCGGCAGCUGAUGGAUACAACUCCUACAAAGUCAUGAAUUCUACCUGUAUGUCCCUUCCCUCUACCAGACCUGUCUCUGGGUAUUGCUGGGUCAGGGUGACCAAGUCCUGGGGGAAUCCUGUGGGACAUUCAUAAUUGUCACAGCCUCCCUCAUCCCCCUGCCUUUUUUGCAUUCUCAGGAGUAAAAUAAUUUAAAAUAUCUUUUUUAAACCAAGGCA
Messenger RNA from Phascolarctos cinereus (koala), 5385 nucleotides. RefSeq names its product valyl-tRNA synthetase 2, mitochondrial (gene VARS2). The record is from RefSeq and is a predicted model, not a curated record. Gene Ontology annotation, biological process: valyl-tRNA aminoacylation. Gene Ontology annotation, cellular component: cytosol. Gene Ontology annotation, molecular function: valine-tRNA ligase activity; ATP binding; aminoacyl-tRNA deacylase activity. Lineage: Eukaryota; Metazoa; Chordata; Mammalia; Diprotodontia; Phascolarctidae.